GACAAUCCCACACCCAACUCCCGCCUCCUGCAGGCGUCAAGUUUGGCAGACUGGCAAGCUCUAGUUUGUAAAGGGGCUAUAGCUGAAUGUGCAGCGAAGACUCCCAAGUCUUAACUGCGCUCUUUUUUUUUUAUUAAAUCCGUCACUCAGAGACCCCCAGGAUGGAUAUGAAGAAGAGGAUUCAUCUGGAAUUGCGCAACCGGACGCCGUCGGACGUGAAAGAACUUGUGCUCGACAACUGUCGGUCAAAUGAAGGCAAAAUCGAAGGCCUUACAGACGAGUUUGAGGAGCUGGAGUUUCUAAGCACAAUAAACGUCGGCUUAACUUCAGUCGCCAACUUGCCUAAGCUUAACAAACUUAAAAAGCUCGAGCUUAGCGAUAACAGAAUCUCGGGUGGUUUGGAGGUACUGGCAGAGAAAUGUCCCAAUCUCACCCAUCUCAACCUCAGCGGCAACAAGAUCAAAGAUCUCAGCACCAUCGAACCCCUGAAAAAAUUGGAAAGCCUCAAAAGUUUAGACCUGUUCAACUGCGAGGUGACAAACUUGAACGACUACAGAGAAAACGUCUUUAAGCUGCUGCCUCAGUUGACAUAUCUCGAUGGCUAUGACAAAGAGGAUAAAGAGGCACCUGACUCUGACGCAGAGGCCUAUGUUGAGGGAUAUGAUGAAGAUGAAGAUGAUGAAGUAGACGAGGAGGAGUACGAUGAAGAUGCAGCUCCAGGAGAGGAAGAUGAAGAAGAAGGAGAUGAGGAAGAUGAGGAGGAAGGGGAAGAAGAAGAGGAGGAAGAUGUCAGUGGAGAGGAGGAGGAGGAAGAAGACUUAAAUGAUGGGGAAGUUGAUGAUGAGGAUGACUUCGCUGCAGAGGAGGAGCGGGGACAGAAGAGGAAAAGGGAGUUGGAUGAAGAAGGAGAGGAGGAUGAUGACUGAACAUGCACUCUUGGGUUCCCUUUGUGAUCUGACUGUUUUAACCCUCUGUUUCUAUGUCCUAAUGUAAUUUUGCGGUGGUUUGGGGAGGUAUGCAAAUGGUAGGGGUGGGUUAGUAGAUAUAUGAGGACACAGUUUAAAUAUUAGUUUUUUUUUUUGUUUGUUUUAUUAUUAUUAUUAUUAUUAUUUUUUUAAAACCUUUGUUUGACCCCAUUCUUUUUCUCUUAAACCUCUACAGACGGCUGGCAACACAGUAGUGGAAAUUUCCUAUUGUCCGAAACAAAACUGAGUUUCCUCUUUGUAAUUUUUUUUCUCUUUUUUGUUGAUGCCUAUACAGAUUGCUGGGUAUGACUUAUGUAUUUAAAUGACAAAAAAAUACCAAAAACCUUUUAAAAACAGCAUGUCUGGCUCUAUUUUAAAUUUGACUACUGGAUUUCAAGAGGGUUUUCUUACCCACCUUUUUUUAAAAAUCACACUUUUUUUUUGUUUUUUGUUUGUGUACAUUUGCGUCUCUUUCGUGUUCUCGUCAUCAUGUGACGUGCUGUUCAGGUGCACAGGAGGUAUCGGAACCUGCACAGUACAACCUCUCAAUGUGAUUAUUUUUAUUUUAUUAUUAUUUUUUAAAAAAUGUUUAGAACUGAAUGUCUGCCCUUGUCAAAUGACUCCUAGAAACCCUUUCUCCUUCUUGCGUGGAUAGUUCAGAGGUCUCGUGUUCUUUGUAAAUAAUGACCAAAUAUAUUUUUUUCUAUUCCCUUUGAUAACGGCAGACAUUUUUCACCAUUAAUCUCAGUUGUAACAGUUAACUGUAAUAAAACGAAUGAAAACA
Ictalurus furcatus (blue catfish) is the source of this 1749-nucleotide messenger RNA. RefSeq names its product acidic (leucine-rich) nuclear phosphoprotein 32 family, member A (gene anp32a). The transcript has 7 exons. The record is from RefSeq and is a predicted model, not a curated record. Lineage: Eukaryota; Metazoa; Chordata; Actinopteri; Siluriformes; Ictaluridae. The coding region runs from base 162 to 926 and encodes 254 amino acids. Gene Ontology annotation, biological process: regulation of apoptotic process. Gene Ontology annotation, molecular function: histone binding. Gene Ontology annotation, cellular component: nucleus.